Molecule: messenger RNA, 2594 nt
Organism: Chiloscyllium plagiosum (whitespotted bambooshark)
Lineage: Eukaryota; Metazoa; Chordata; Chondrichthyes; Orectolobiformes; Hemiscylliidae
Product: methylsterol monooxygenase 1-like
Biological process (GO): lipid biosynthetic process
Molecular function (GO): oxidoreductase activity; iron ion binding
Source: RefSeq, a predicted model, not a curated record
GGUGAUGGUGCUACUUCAGCGAAGUGCUGUCAGGUUGUAUCGGGUUAGACGCGUUAAACGUCAAAUGAUCGACCGGCAGGAUGGAUGGAAACAGCAGCAGUAUUAUCACUUCUGCAAUUCUAGCCAUUGAUUACAUGGACUCUUUACUCCCCGAAAACCCUUUACAAGAGCCUUUUAAAAAUGCAUGGAACUACAUGCUGGACAAUUUUACCAAAUUUCAAAUUGCUACUUGGGGUUCUCUUCUGGUUCACGAAGGCGUUUAUUUUUUGUUCUGUCUACCGGGGUUUAUUUUUCAGUUUAUUCCAGCCAUGCAGAAGUAUAAGAUACAAAAGGACAAGCCAGAGAGUAUUGAGAAACAGUGGAAGUGCUUCAAAGUGCUGCUGUUCAAUCACUUCUGUAUCCAGCUGCCUCUGAUCUGUGGCACUUAUUACUUCACUGAAUUCUUCAACAUUCCGUAUAACUGGGAGAAAAUGCCACGAUGGCAGGUCAUUGCAAUGCAAUGUCUGGGUUGUGCUAUUAUUGAAGAUACUUGGCACUACUUCCUGCAUAGAUUGCUGCACCAUAAGAGAAUCUACAAAUAUAUUCAUAAAGUUCAUCAUGAAUUUACGGCGCCAUUUGGCAUGCAAGCUGAAUAUGCCCACCCAGCAGAGACACUCAUCCUCGGAAUGGGUUUCUUCAUUGGCAUCAUGAUCUUCUGCAAUCAUGUAAUCCUCCUCUGGGCUUGGGUGAUCUUUCGUCUCCUGGAAACAAUAGACGUACACAGUGGUUAUGAUGUUCCCCUGAAUCCAUUGCACUUGAUUCCAUUUUAUGGUGGCUCCCGUUUCCAUGACUUUCAUCACAUGAACUUCAUUGGAAACUACUCUUCAACCUUCACGUGGUGGGACAAGCUGUUUGGAACAGACUCUCAGUUCCAGAUGUACAAUGAUAAAUUGAAGGAAAUGAAAAAGGAUCAAUAAGAAAUACACAAAACCAAUAACAUAAAACAUAGCAAUUUUACUCCAAAUUACUAUUACUAUAACCAAGAAAUUGAGAAAUCUAAUCAAUCGCUGAACUGUUUAGCAAAUUAAUGCUCUUAAUGGGUCCUGAUGGCGAAGUUCAUUUUGCUACCAUCUUUUAAUAAAUAAAAUAUUCUAAAUGUUUUUCCUGGCAUUCACCUGAGGAAGUAGUACUGUUAACUACACAAUUAUACAGACAGACUCCAUUUUCUCAUGAUUGUUAUUUGAAAUUGUUCCAAACUUUUGGGAGAACUGUCUCGAAGUUGUUUCUCUUUCUGUAAAGAAUUUAGGGAAACAUUUUCAUAAUUACUUGUUGUAUUGAAACUUUCAAUGAAUUAGCCCUGGUUUUUUUUUGCAAUAUUUCCUCAUUUUGUUGGAGAAAACAUGUUUUUGCAAACGUGUGUUAUGCCCUAAUUUGAAUGACCUUUUUAGAUUUGAAUUUCUGGAAUAAUACCUGGAAAUAUUGGAAGUCUUCUUCCAAGGACAAAUUACAAUAUACAGUUUCUCACUGUUCUAACUGACAUAAGAUAAUACAACCAGAUGUUUAUAAUCACUAUGUAUAUUUGCUUAUUGUGAAAUAGCACCAAAUCUUAUAGAUAUCUUGUAAUAUUUUCACUUGGGCAUUCAGGUAUGUCAUUUGAUUCAAAGUUCCAAAUAUUGUCUGCGCUGCUGUCAAGAACUGCAGGUGACAUGUUCUGCAAAAUUCAAUUAUUUGGCUUUUUUUUAAUCAGAAAGAAUCUCUGGUAUAGGGGUCACAGCAUGGAAGAGGCUCUUCAGUCUAUAGUGCCCACACUGGUCAUCAAGCACCAAUUUAUUCUUGUCCUAUUUUCCAGUCUCUGGCCUGUAGCCGCAUAUGCUGUGGCAUUUCAGGUGUUCAGCUCCCUUCAUAGCUGUAAUGGUGAAUUCCCUCUGCACCCUCUCAAAUGUGAUCGCAUCCUUCCUAGGACUGCACAAAGUACUCCGGUUUUGGCCUAACUAAUGUUUUCUACAGCUCCUGCAUAACCUUCCUCAUCUUGUAAUCAGUAUCUUGACUAAUAAAAACAAGUGUCCCAUUUGCCACCUUAUCCACCUGCUACCUUAACUACCUGUCCUGCUGUCGUCAAGGAUCUAAGGACAUCCAUACCAAGGUCCCUCUGAUUCUCUGUACUUCCUAAGUCCUACCAUUCACCAUGUAUUCCCUUCUCUCGUUAGUCCACAGAAAAUGCAUCACCUCACAUUUUUCAGGAUUAAAUUCCAUUUGCUAUUGUUCUGCCCAGCUAACUAGCCUGUCUAUAUCGUCCUGUAGAUUCUUCUCCUUGCUAUUUACCUCAUCACCAGUUUUCAUGUCAUCUGUGAACUUAUCACUCAUACCUCCUUCAUUAAUGUCUUGAUCGUUAAUGUACGUUACUAACGGCAAGGUACCCAGCGAUAUGGCUUCAAAUCAGAAAAACAACUUUUGGCCAUCACACUCUGUCUCUUGCCACAAAACCAAACUGUUAGACAUACUUAUGCAAUGUUUAAAUUUAGUGAGGUUUACUCAGUACUAGGGAGUUUUGAGAAGAUUUGUAGCUCAGGUUGAAGUUUUAGAUGCAAGCUUGAUUGCUGAGCUGGAAGGUUAGU